Branchiostoma belcheri (Belcher's lancelet) is the source of this 1125-nucleotide messenger RNA. Its product is annotated as fibropellin-1-like. The transcript is spliced from 9 exons. Bases 37 to 1125 code for a protein of 362 amino acids. The record is from RefSeq and is a predicted model, not a curated record. Gene Ontology annotation, biological process: Notch signaling pathway. Gene Ontology annotation, molecular function: Notch binding; calcium ion binding; lysozyme activity. NCBI's taxonomy places the organism in Eukaryota, Metazoa, Chordata, Leptocardii, Amphioxiformes, Branchiostomatidae.
AGACGGGCCGGGAGGACAUUCGGUAGAAUUGUCACAAUGAGGGUCAUCGUCGGCCUCCUGCUUUGUCUACCACCUGUACUCUAUGUGGCUCUUGUUGGCGGAGGGAGAGUAAGAAAAAGGUGCAAGCCUUUGGUGUUUCCAGACACGAUAAGGGAUUGCGACAAGGAGCCAAAUGCAGAAGGGCGGUACCCCAGUGGAACCGUCUGCAACUUUGAAUGCAGGUUGGGAUGUGUAAAGGACACAGGGGGCACAGAGAGGGUGUGCAAGGUCAAGGGCAGGUCAAAAUGGUGGACUGGAGGACGCGGACUGAAGUGUCGUUGCCGCCCAUGUGACGGUGCACCCAGCCACCCUGAAGGUUACACCAGUGAUUGCGGUGCAGCCACCUACCAAGCCGGCCACACAUGUGUCUUCACCUGCCCGGCCGGGAAUGUCAAGGUGUCCGGUGACGAGAGGAAAGUCUGCGUGAACAGCCACUGGAGGGGAGAAGACCUAGUGUGUGAAGAGAUAAAUGAAUGUAGCUCCGAUCCGUGUGCAAACGGCGGGAUUUGCAAUGACGGGGUUGACAGCUACACCUGUACUUGUGCCCCUGGCUACGAGGGAGAUCACUGUGAAACUGAUACAGACGAAUGUAGCUCCGAUCCGUGUGAAAACGGCGGGAUUUGCAAUGACGGGGUUGACAGCUACACCUGUACUUGUGCCCCUGGCUACGAGGGAGAUCACUGUGAAACUGAUACAGACGAAUGUAGCUCCGAUCCGUGUGCAAACGGCGGGACUUGCAAUGACGGGGUUGACAGCUACACCUGUACUUGUGCCCCUGGCUACGAGGGAGAUCACUGUGAAACUGUAACAUUUGAUGAAUGUGUUGACUGCAUCUGUGAAGUAGAGUCAAACUGCGAGAUGCCCGACCCACUGUGCCGCAUGGAUGGAGGCUCCCUCUCAUGUGGCCCAUUCCAAAUCAAGCUUGCUUACUGGACGGACGCUACACUGAAGGGUGGAGAACUGAUGGGUGUCGUGACGCUGUUGCUGGGUACAUGGCCCGGUAUGCCACUGAAGCCCGGCUUGGGCAUGAGCCCACCUGCGAGGAUUGGGCCCGCCUACACAAUGGUGGUCCAAACGGGCACCUAA